Messenger RNA from Puntigrus tetrazona (Sumatra barb), 2154 nucleotides. RefSeq names its product zinc finger and BTB domain containing 8B (gene zbtb8b). The coding region runs from base 322 to 1803 and encodes 493 amino acids. The record is from RefSeq and is a predicted model, not a curated record. Gene Ontology annotation, biological process: regulation of transcription by RNA polymerase II. Lineage: Eukaryota; Metazoa; Chordata; Actinopteri; Cypriniformes; Cyprinidae. The transcript is spliced from 4 exons. Gene Ontology annotation, molecular function: RNA polymerase II cis-regulatory region sequence-specific DNA binding; protein binding; DNA-binding transcription factor activity, RNA polymerase II-specific.
GGCAGGGAGUCGAAAAUCUCCACAACACUGGACGACAGAAACAGGACCGCAAUCUGCAUGUCCGCUUUAAACUCGCUUGCCUCAAUGAGUGCAUAAUGUGCAUUGUGAGUGUAUAAACCAGCGAACGAAUGGCUGGCAUCGAUGUACACUAUAUAGGGCGUGGAGAGCGAUUUGAACACUCCGCCGGCUGCUAUGGCAGCGACAGGAAGUACAACGUAGAAAUCAGGAAGCAGUCAAUCAGGGAGACAUUUUUAAAAGACCACCAUGAAGAGCAAUCAGACAGACACCUAAACAGGAACACAUGGCUCUAAUGCAGUGAAUAUGGAGGUUCCUUCCUACCUGUCCCGGCUCUUGUCUGAGCUGAACGAACAGCGUAAGAGGGACUUCUUCUGUGACUGCAGCAUCAUAGUAGAGGGACGCGUUUUUAAAGCCCAUCGUAAUAUUCUCUUCGCCAGCAGUGGCUAUUUUCGGGCGCUGCUGGUGCAUUACCUGCAGGACAAUGGUCAGAGACACAGCACGGCCUCCCUGGACAUCGUCACAGCCGAGGCCUUCUCCUUCAUCCUAGACUUUCUGUAUUCGGGUCGCCUGAGCCUGCGCAGCGACAACGUCAUCGAAAUAAUGUCAGCUGCGAGCUACUUACAGAUGACCGACGUGGUGAACUUUUGCAAGGGUUACAUCAAGUCAUCCCUGGAGAUCUGUAACAGGGAGAGGGAGAGACACAAGGACUUCAGUGGUAGGGAAAAUCCAGUUUCAGCCGCUAGUGUUCCUGUGGCGUCCACUUCAGAUGUCGACCAAAGGACCUGUCAGGUCACCGAGGCCCUCAGUCCUGACGAUGCCCCAACAGCUGCUGUCUGCAUGCCAGCAGCCACCAGUAGUAAAGACUCGGAAGGGGAGAACUCCCAAGGAGCUUUCCCCAACCAUCCUCCCAUGAAUGCUCCACUGAAGAUUAGUCCAGGCCCAGAUUUAGUCAACUCAUCCACCCCAGGAUUGCUUCUAGGUUUGGUGCAUCCCAAAAUAGAGUAUGACCCCGAUGAGGAGGGGGAAUCUUCACGGGAAUCCAAAGACACAACUCUUUACCAAGGCCCAAAUCAGGAUGGGGAGAGAACUGUUAACGCUAGCCCGGCUCCAAGCACUGAGCAUUCGUCCGUGUCGUUUGCUAACUGCCCGAUGAAGCAGUUUCCAGAUGUGCUGUUCAGAGCAGGGAUGAACCCUAAUCGUGAUGAACACUAUUCGCAGAGUUUGGGGUACGUCGGUGGGUUCGGCCGUGGGGAUGAUGUGCUCGGUCCUGCGGGGCCCUGUGGGAUGGAGAUUCAGAAUGACUGGUAUGGGGAUGAUCCAGGGAGGCUGCACAAAUGUCCAUUCUGCCCAUACACGGCCAAACAGAAGGGUAUUUUAAAGAGGCACAUCCGCUGCCACACAGGAGAAAGGCCUUAUCCUUGUGAGGUCUGCGGCAAACGUUUCACAAGACAAGAACAUCUUCGCACUCACGCAAUAUCUGUCCAUCGCUCUACCUGGCCCAUUGUGUGCAAAGGCUGUCGUCGAGUUUUUUCAGGCAUUGUGUCCCAGGGCAUGAAGCGAUUUGGACUUUGUGAUGGCUGCACAUUUGUCACUACAACCAAUGAAGAUCCCUCCUCCAUGAGCCUCAGCAUCCAGUCUGAAUCUAUGGAGAGGGGCACUAGAGACUCUGACUGGCCUGUGUUUAUGGUGGAAGGGGAUGAAGCGGAGGCAAAUGCUAGCACUGCUGAACAGGAUGAUAAACAGAAUGUAGCAAAGCAGCUUUCAGAAAAUGGCACUCUAUUGUAGAUUAAUUUCCACAGGUGCUCUUGGAUCCUGACCAAACGAGUGACAAUAAUGGGAGUACGUAAGAGACUAAAAGAGGGAGUGUCCAACAUUCUACCGGUAACAAACUACCAGUUUAGUCACUUUUCCUACAUAUUAUUUGUGGCUUAGAAAAGAUGGUUAAUCAUCUUGUGCCAUUAAAAGAUUAAUGGGGAACACUACACAGCUGGGAAAGCUGUCAAACAUUGUUUGUAAAAAUCUGCACUGGCUAAUGAUGGUUUAUGAUCCUAUUUUGCUGUAUGACAAUGAGGCCACAACAGAUUUUAAUGUGAUGUGGAAAUUGUGUGAAUAAAUAUUUUUAUGCUUUAAAGUGAA